CUCUGUUCCACUCCACUCCAGGAAGGCCACCUCCUCCCUGUCCUCCUCCUCUCCCCCCCCCCGCCUCCUGCUGUCACCACUCACCGCUCAUCCUCUCGAGAGGGUGGGGACCCCACGGCUGGACACACCCCACCGUGGCCCCAGAGCUCAGCUGGUCGGGGACGGACGCACGGUCGGACACAGGACCCCAGAGCCCGAGGUGGGCAGCGUGCCAGGGUCCCUCGCAGCCUCCUCAAGCCCCAUCCAGGCUAUGGGCGUGAAGACAGCACUGCCUGCAGCUGAGCUGGGUCUCUACUCCCUGGUGGUGAGUGGAGCCCUGGCCUAUGCGGGCAGAAGUCUCCUGGAAGCUUCACAAGAUGGGGCUCACAGGAAGGCUUUCCGGGAGUCUGUACGCCCAGGCUGGGAGUACCUUGGCCGCAAGAUGGAUGUGGCCGACUUCGAGUGGGUGAUGUGGUUCACCUCCUUCCGCAAUGUCAUCAUCUUCGCCCUCUCGGGACACGUGCUCUUUGCUAAACUCUGCACUAUGAUUGCCCCCCAGCUCCGCUCCUGGAUGUAUGCCAUUUACGGGCUCCUGGCCGUGUUGGGUACAAUGGGUCCCUGGUACCUACUGCUGCUGCUGGGCCACUGUGUGGGCCUCUACGUGGUCUCACUUUUGGGCCAGCCCUGGCUCUGUCUUGGCUUCGGCCUGGCCGGCCUGGCCUCCUUCAAGGUGGACCCUCUCAUCUCUUGGCAGAGCGGGUUUGUAACAGGCACUUUUGAUCUUCAAGAGGUGCUGUUUCAUGGGGGUAGCAGCUUCACGGUGCUCCGCUGCACCAGCUUCGCGCUGGAGCGCUGUGCUCACCCCGAGCGCCACUACUCCCUGGCCGACCUGCUCAAGUACAACUUCUACCUGCCUUUCUUCUUCUUUGGGCCCAUCAUGACCUUCGAUCGCUUCCACGCCCAGGUGAGCCAGGUAGAGCCCAUAAGGCCCGAAGGCGAGCUGUGGCGCAUCCGAGCUCAGGCGGGCUUCAGUGUGGCGGCCAUCAUCGCUGUGGACAUCUUCUUCCACUUCUUCUACAUCCUCACCAUCCCCAAUGACCUGAAGUUUGCCAGCCGUCUCUCAGACAGUGCCCUUGCUGGCCUGGCCUACUCCAACCUGGUGUACGACUGGGUGAAGGCAGCUGUCCUCUUCGGCGUGGUCAACACCGUGGCGCGUCUGGAUCACCUGGAUCCACCACAGCCUCCCAAGUGCAUCACCGCACUCUACAUCUUCGGAGAAACGCACUUUGACCGGGGCAUCAACGACUGGCUUUGCAAAUACGUGUAUGACCACAUUGGUGGGGAGCACUCGGCAGUGAUCCCGGAGCUGGGGGCCUCCGUGGCCACAUUUGCCAUCACCACCCUGUGGCUCGGGCCUUGCGACAUCGUCUACCUGUGGUCAUUCCUUAACUGCUUUGGCCUCAACUUUGAGCUCUGGGUACAAAAGUUGGCAGAGCGGAAACCCCUGGCAGGCAUUGAGGCCAGUUUGUCGGAGCAGAUGUCCCGCCGGGUGCGGGCCCUCUUUGGGGCCAUGAACUUCUGGGCCAUCAUCAUGUACAACUUGGUGAGCCUCAACAGCUUGGAGUUCACGGAGCUGGUGGCCCGGCGCCUGCUACUCACAGGGUUCCCCCAGACCACCCUGGCUGUGCUGUUUGUGACCUACUGUGGUGUCCAACUGGUGAAGGAGCGUGAGCGAACCCUGGCUCUGGAGGAGGAGCAGGAGGGCCAGGACAAAGAGAAGGCGGAGUAGGGAGGGAGGCAGGGUGGGAUCAAGGGCCAGGCUCCACUCAACUCUUCCUGGGCCAGAUGCGGCCUGACCAAGAUAGAAUAAAAAGACUUUUCUAC
This is a messenger RNA of Ochotona curzoniae (black-lipped pika), 1863 nucleotides long. It is a transcript of the gene HHATL, whose product is annotated as hedgehog acyltransferase like. Gene Ontology annotation, molecular function: acyltransferase activity. The record is from RefSeq and is a predicted model, not a curated record. The coding region runs from base 251 to 1768 and encodes 505 amino acids. Gene Ontology annotation, cellular component: endoplasmic reticulum. The transcript has 12 exons. Lineage: Eukaryota; Metazoa; Chordata; Mammalia; Lagomorpha; Ochotonidae. Gene Ontology annotation, biological process: negative regulation of N-terminal protein palmitoylation.